Thecamonas trahens ATCC 50062 is the source of this 5507-nucleotide messenger RNA. RefSeq lists its product as uncharacterized. The coding region runs from base 1 to 5493 and encodes 1830 amino acids. Gene Ontology annotation, biological process: mRNA export from nucleus; protein import into nucleus. Gene Ontology annotation, molecular function: structural constituent of nuclear pore. The record is from RefSeq and is a predicted model, not a curated record. Lineage: Eukaryota; Apusomonadida; Apusomonadidae. The transcript has 2 exons. Gene Ontology annotation, cellular component: nuclear pore.
AUGGCAACCGAGGCACAGGGAGUGCCCGCCGCCUGGCACGUCGCCCGCAAGGCCGACACGUACAUUAAGGAGCUCCGUAGCGAGGCCGAGGCUGCCGCUGCUGCCGCCGCCAACAAGGCCGUCAAUGACCAGCAUCUUUUUCACCAGGCCGAGGUCGCCGCCGAGCUCGCCCGCAGCGAGGCUGAGGCGCUUAGCGCCAGUCUCGACCGCACCAAGGCUGAGCUCCGCGAGGCUGGCGAGGCGCUAGAGACUGCAAAGGCCGAGGCUGCUUCUGCCCGGGCCGCUGCCUCGGCUGCCGCCGCUGACGCUGCCUCACUCAAGAGCUACGCCGCCUCUCUCGAGGCCGACAAGGCCUCGCUCCUCAACCUCCUCGACCUCAAGGGCAAGGACGUCGACCGCAUGGCUGCGUCGUCGUCGUCGUCGCUCGAGCGCCUUGCCGCAGAGUCGGCGUCCAAGGCUGACGUCGAGGUCGCCCUCCGCGAGGCAGAGUCCAACCUGGUCGCCGAAUCGUUCCGCGUCGCCCGUCUCGAGCGCGAGCUCGAGCAGGCCCGCUCCCACACCGAGUGGCUCACCGCUGAGCUCGACGACAAGGCUUCGCAGCUGCUUACUGCCCGCAAGGAGGCGUCUACGCUCCGCAUUGACUCGCAGGUCGAGCUCGAUGCAGCCCGCCGCGAGGCCGCCGCCGCCAACGACGCCCUCACCCGCAUCCGCGCCAACCUCGACGCCAAGACCGAGGCCCUCGACGCCAAGGCUGCCGAGCUCCGCGAACUUCGCGACGAGAUGGCUGCCAAGGAGUCGGCCUUUGCGCGGACCAACGCGACCCAGACUCGCCUCAUCGAGCUGUACAAGGACGAGGCUGCCCACGAGAAGGAGCGUGCCGACGGCUUGCAAACCGCGCUCGACGAGCUCAACGCGCUCGUCGACCAGUCUGAGGCCGCACACACCGCCAAAAUUGACGAGCUCCUCCGCGAGCGGGUCGAGCUGCAAAACCAGCUCGCCGACGCGCUGCGUCUCCGCCCGGCCACCGCCGACUCGCCUCUGGGCGCCGACUCGCCGUCACGCCGGCGGACCCGCCGCCGCUCCGACUCGCCGGCCUCAGACUCGGACUCGGACGAGGGUGCAGACUCCGAGGUGAGCGGAGCGCCCGCUCCGCUCGCCCAGGGCCCGCCGUCGGCCAAGAAGCGCAAGACCCUGGCUGCCGUGUCCAAGACCGCCGCCGCCGCCGCCUUUCUCAUUGGCUCGGCCUCACCGACGGGCUCGCCGGCCCGGCCGGCGCUCGGCUCGCCGGGCGCGCUCUCGGUCACUGAGAUGUACUCGCGGUUCAUGGAGGUCGAGAACGAGCUGAAGGCGAGCCAGCGCGAGAACCGCAAGCUCAACAAGUACCUGCAGCAGAUCCUGGUCGAGGUCGAGGAGAAGGGCCCGGUCCUCGCCGCCAAGGAGAAGGAGUAUGACGAGGCCAUCUCGCUGCACUCGGAGCUCUCCGCCCAGCUGCUCGACGCGCGCAUGCAGGUUUCGGCAGCCGAGACCGCCCGCGACGACGCGCUCGCCCGUGCCGCUCGCCUCUCGACCGAGAACGAGCUGGUCCGCGGCGAGGCCGAGGACCUCUCCCUCCAGGUCAAGGUCCUCCUCUACGAGCUGGCCGAGGCCCAGGGCAAGGAGGCGCCGGCGCCGGGUGCCGAUGCCGACGGCGAUGCCUCGCUCUUCAAGUCGAUCGAGGAGCUGCACAACGUCAACCUCGAGCUUCGCAAGACCAAUGCUGUUCUCCGUGACCAGGUGGCCAAGCAGAGCUCCGAGGCUCGCGCUGCGCUCGAGUCGGACCUUGCCGACAAGCUGCGCACGGCCAUGGCCGAGCUGGACGACAUGUCGGCCGCCCACGACCGUCAGACCGAAAUGGUGGCCUCGGUCGCCCGCCAGCGCGACAUGUACCGCUCGCUCCUUGCCCAGGCCGACUCGCGGUACGUGGCCGAAGGCGGCGCGCCCGGCUCGACCGGCUCAGGCCAGUCCGAGCUCACCCGCGUCCGCAACGAGCUCGAUGCGGUCAAGGCCGACUUUGACGUCUUCCGCACCGAAGCCGCCAAGUCGCAGACCAUGCUCAACGACUCGAUCGAGGCCCUGCGCGCCUCCGAGUCCAAGGCCAAGCUUGAGGCUGCCAAGGCCACGUCCGAGGCUGCGUUCCACAAGGACCAGGCUGCACAGCUCCUCGCCAACCGCAAGGCGCUCGACGCCGAGAACGAGCGGGCACGGACCCGAAUCCUCGAGCUCUCGACCUCGAUUGUCGACCAUCAGAAGCGGCUGGCCAACGCCGACCACGACCUGGUGUCAACCCGCGACGCACUGCGCCGCUGCGAGGCCUCGCUGGCCAAGGCCGAGGCCGAGGCCUCGGUCGCACUCUCGGCCGAAAAGCGCGCCCGCGCCGAGACCGAGUCGCACCGCUCCGAGGUGGCGCGGAUGGAGAAGCUCCUCGCUUCGCUCCAGGCCAUGAUCGCCUCUCUCGAGUCGUCGCACGCUGCCGUCAAGGCGACGACCGAGGAGCACCUGGCGUCGGCCCGGGCCGAGGCCAAGCUCCUGCAAAACCAGCUCGAUGCGCUGCGCGAGCGGUCGUCGCAGGCCGCCACCAUUGCCGAGGGCAAGAUUGCCGCGCUCCAGCGCCAGCUCGACGAGAAGGCGACCGCCCUCCUUGCUGCCCGCGACGAGGCGUCGCAGGCCCGCGCUGAGCUCAAGGUGGCGCUGGCCAACCCCGGCCUUGCCGCCAACCUCUCGCAGGGCGCGGUGCAGGAUAUGGAAGUUGCCGGUGCCGGCGGCGAGUCCACAAGCGGUAGCGAGGCUGCAGGCAGCCUGCCGUCGGGCGAUGCCUUCCGCGAGCAGGCGCUCGAGCUCCAGCGCCAGUUGGUGCGCGAGAAGCAGCACGUGGCGCAGUUCAAGGCCAUUGCCGCCGAGGCCGAGAAGGCGCACGCCGAGCUGGCACGCACGUCGGACGAGUACAAGGCCACCACUGAUGCCGAGCUCACCCGCCUGCGGACCGAGCUGGCCGACGCGCGCAAAGCCGUGUCCGAGCAGGGUGCCCAGUUGCAGGAGGCCACGUCCGAGCUGCUUGCGCUACAGCAAAAGGUUAACACCGCCGACGCGGUGCUGGCGCGGGCCAAGGCAGCGGCCGACGAGCGUGAAGCAGCGCUCCUCGCCGAGAUGGAGGGCCUGCGUGAUGCGGCAGACCGAGUCGACGCCCGCGUCGCGCUCGCCAAGUCGCUGGCGACCCAGAACCAGGACAAGUACGAGAAGGAGAUUGUGGCGCACGCCAAGGAUCUCGAGGCACUCGCCGCCCUCCGCAGCGAGCUGGCGGAGAAGGAAGCCGAGGCGCGCAAGGCGCGCGAAGACGCACACACCGCGGAAGCCAAGGCGAGCGCGGCACGCGCCGAGCUGGAGGCUCUCCGCAAAGAGAGCGAGGCGAGCGUGGCGGCGACGGCCGAGCGCGUGGCCGAAGUCGAGAAGCAGAACGAAUUCCUGCACUCGCAACUGGAGACGGUGACGGCGCAGGCGCUGAGCGUGGGCAAGGCCGCAGGUGCAGCAGCCGACGCACGCGCGCCCACCCUCGCUGGCUCGCCGCUGCGGCCCGGCGCGGCGGCCGCCACCUUUGGCUCGCCGGCGGCCGGCGGCCAGGGUGCCGGCGAGAGCGCGGAGGACAGAGACAAGUCGCUGGCCGAGCUCCGCGAGGUUGUCCGCUUCCUCCAGCGCGAAAAGGAGGUGCUCGGGGCCAAGCUCGAGCUCUCGUCGCAGGAGUCCUCGCGGCUGCGGCAAAAGGCCGAGCACCUGCAGCGUACGCUGGAGACGGAGCGUGCGCGGGCCAGCGCCGAGGCGGCGUACGGUGAUGAAGGCGGCAUGACGUCGUCGCUGGCGCUGUACGGCGGACGGACAGUGGCUGAGCAGAAGGAGCUGAUGGACAAGGUCGCCAAGGUUGCGCUCUACGAGGAAUCGAACAUGAUGCUCCGCGACGAGUCGCGCCGCAACAUGGAGCGGCUCCGCGAGUGGGAGGAGCGCGCCCGGUCGUUUGAGGAGCAGCUGACGCCGCUGCUGAAGGAGAAGGCGGAGCUGGCAGCGUCGCGCGACGCAGCGCUCGCCGAGCGCGACUCGCUCAAGGUUGAGAUCGGUAUGUGGAAGACUCGCGUCGAGAAGCUGAUGAUCAAGUACAAGCGGGUUGACCCCGAGGAGCACGCCCGGCUGGUGGAGGCGGCCAAGGGCGCCAAGGCCCAGUUGGCAGCCAAGGACAAGGAGCUCGCCAUCGCGAGCAAGCAACUCGCCGAGCUCCGUGCAGCGCUCUCGGAGCGGUCUGCCGAGGUGACCAAGCUGGCCAAGUCGGAGGCGGAGCUCAAGACCAAGAGCGGCAAGCUGAUCAAGGCCGGGCAGUCGUGGCGGACCAAGGCGCGCGAGCACGCGGAGACCAUCAAAAAGCUCAAGGAAGAGAUGGCUGCCGCUGGGAGCAGGGCCACCGCUGAUGCCCAGUCCAAGAUCGAGCUCCAGAAGCGCGACGCGUCGGUGGCCGACCUGCAGGCGCAGAUGGCCAAGGCCAAGGCCCGCGCAGAGAAGGCCGAGGUCGAGCUUGCCGAGGCGAAGACGGCCCUGACCAAGGCCGAGACCCGCGGCAAGGCACUUGAGGAGCGUGCCAAGAGCAUCAUGGAGAAGAUGCAGAAGCUCAAGGCCGCCCGCAAGACCGCGCUCACCGAGAAGGCCGCCGCCGAGCAGAAGGCCGUCAACCUCGAGCGCAAGGUCAACCUGCUCCUGGCCAAGCUGGCCGGUGAGGCCGCCAUGGACGUUGCCCCGGCUGCGACCACGCCAGUCCCGGCCCAGAGCAUCGACACCCCGAUGCCGGUGCCCGAGCCGAUGGACGAGGCUCCCGCCGCGCCGCCCAAGCCAAAGUCCAAGUCCAAGAUUCCGCCGCCGCCUGCGCUCCCGGGCACCGCGCCCAAGAUCACCCGGCCGUUUGGCGGAAGCUCGGGCUCGUCCACGCCCAAGUUUAACUUUGGCGCCGGUGUUGGCGGCGCCGUCGGCGGCGGCGCUCGCAAGACCUUUGGCUUUUCGCCGGUCGGCUUUAGCAGCGGAGUCAAGCCUGCGUUUGGUCGCAAGCCCGAGCCGGAGGCCGAGCCCGUCGCUGACGACACCAACGACAUGGACGUGGUGGAGGAGCCCGUGGCUGAUGCCGAGGCCGAGGCCGAAGUCGAGACCGAGGUCGAGGAUGCGGUUGAGGAUGGCGAUGGCGAGGAUGAAGAUGGAGACGAGGCCGAGGAUCGGGAUGAGGCUGAGGCCGAGGCUGAGGUCGAGGCUGAGGUCGAGGCUGAGGUCGAGGCAGAGGUCGAGGCAGAGGCAGAAGCAGAGGAGGCGGACGAGGCCGAGGAGGAUGAGGACGAACCUGCUGAAGAUGCGGAUGGAGAGGCUGAUGUAGAGGCUGAGAACGAGGCCGACGCUGACGCCGACGCCGACGCCGACGCUGACGCCGAAUCAUAAAUGGUAUGAAAGCC